Cryptomeria japonica (Japanese cedar) is the source of this 869-nucleotide messenger RNA. Its product is annotated as protein LEAD-SENSITIVE 1. Bases 43 to 648 code for a protein of 201 amino acids. Lineage: Eukaryota; Viridiplantae; Streptophyta; Pinopsida; Cupressales; Cupressaceae. The record is from RefSeq and is a predicted model, not a curated record. The transcript has 2 exons.
CCAUGAGAUUUUAUCCAACAAUGCAGCGUCCCAAGGCUUGAAAUGGAGAAUACUCCCUGCGCACCGAGGCCCCGCAUCCACGUUGAGAUGAGCAGAAGUGAAAUCUUAGCCGGGGAUCACAUUUACACUUCGCGGGGCUCCUACGACCACCACGGUAUUUAUAUUGGGGAGAAUCGAGUAAUACAUUUUCAAAAUUCCGUAGAAGGCACGAUUCUUGCAAGUUCCAGUCCUCCAGUGGGGCCGUGCCCUAAUUGCAGGUACCGCAGCGAAACGAGUGGAGUCGUAGUGAGUUGCUUAGAUUGCUUUCUAUUGGGCGGAAAGAUUUAUAGAUAUGAAUAUGGAAGAGGAAUCACUUCUACUCUAACAAAACAGCCAUGGUGCGCGUCUGCCGCUUCUGAUGUCCCGGAAAAUGUAAUAUGUCGUUCAAAGGAGCUGCUUAAAUAUGGGUUUGGAGAGUACGAUGUGGUUAGGAACAAUUGUGAGCACUUUGCUCUCUUGUGUAAGACCGGGGAGGGUCGUAUAAGUGGGCAAGUCGUCACUUUGUCGUCUGUUGCAUCGGUAGUUGUCGGGGGCCUAGUGGCGGUGCCCAUCCUGUUAUAUAGGUAUAAUAAGAAACGAUGGGCGCGCAAAUUGGCAAAAGCCACUUGAACCAUCGGUGAGGAAACUAUUAAAACAGGAGGAGAAGCUACAAUUACUUAGUACUAUAAUGAUAUAGUUUCUUACUAGUCCCUGCCUAUUCAGGCGGAGAGUAAUGUUCUCUUUGUAUUUCUAUCAACUAGCAAUUACACUUUGGUGUGUAAUGGGUACAUCGAAGAUGUGUGGAAGGUCAAUUAGGGAAAAAGUUGGUGUAUUUUGCAUACAUUUGUUUA